Nothobranchius furzeri (turquoise killifish) is the source of this 1966-nucleotide messenger RNA. NCBI's taxonomy places the organism in Eukaryota, Metazoa, Chordata, Actinopteri, Cyprinodontiformes, Nothobranchiidae. The record is from RefSeq and is a predicted model, not a curated record.
AUGAUAGACCGAAAAUCUCCACGGCAACAUCACACUAAUUUACUCCACGUCUCAAACGCAACAAUGAGCGCGUCGAGGAGCUCAGCUGGUAAAAAAGAGACAAGCUCCCACAACCAGGACGAAACUCGUCCUAUUCCGAAGUCAAUUUCAACCGUUCACCAACAACCACCAGUCGUUAACUUUUUGCGGAACUUUCUUCACCAAAGCGGCAUGACAACGACGCUCGACUGUUUUGAAACUGAGUGGACUGAUGUGGCGCAGAAAGGUCCGGCGGAUGCGAGUGGGGUCGGUGCGGUACCGGAAGUGUACACAGAAAACCUGCGCUUGGAGAGCAAUCUGAAGCACGCUCGAGAGGAGAACGAGGAAUACAGACAGGCGGCCUGCGCCAUAGCGGAGACCCUGCUGCGGGUCCAGAAGGAACGAGACCACCACCGGAUGCAGCAUCUGCGUGUCCUCCAGGAGAAACACAGACUCAUACAGGAGAUGAAGAGACUAAAACUGCGACGGGACAGCUAUGAAACUACAUUAAAGAGGAUGACUGAGAAACACCUGGCAGUUCUACAGAAAAACUUGGCGGCUGUAGAGGAGGAAGCAGAUGUGACCCUGCAGGACCACCAAAUCACCUAAAAGCUCCUUCAAACACAUUUUAAUCUUUUUGUGACAGAUAUAAAAACCUGUAGAAUUUAAUUGAAUUUGAAAUAUUUCCCUCUACAAUUUAAAGUGACACAUGUGUAUUUUGUUGAUAUUUGCACAAGCCUGGUGUAAUUUAGAUUUUUAAAUCCGAGUCAUGCAUGAUGAUCCAUCUAUCCAUGUAAACACAAUAAAGUAAAGAAUGUAAAGAAUGUGAUAGCAAAACAGUUCCUAAAGUAUGCUCCCAAGCCAGUGUUGUGUCAAAGUUCUUGGCAGAACACUGGCUUUCCUUAAACAUCAUCUUUUAUUUUUCUAUUUGUCUCUCUUUCAUCUUUUGCUGAGGAAAUGUUGCAUUUUAUAACCGCUAGAGGGCAGUAUGUAUCAAGCUGUGUGCUGUUACAGAGAUCGAACGUUAACCACAGGGAAAUAUCAACUAGAGAUUAUGGCAAAACUUGUCUCAUUUUUUAAAUUUAUUUGUUGUCAUUUACCAGAAAAAUUGCACUAAACAACAAAUAAUACACAGUAAAAUCAAAUCAAGGGUUUCCUUCUGUAACAACAGAUCCAGGUUUUGCACACUUCUGGUGUCUUCCUCAGAAGCAUUACUCUAAUGUCGAUGUGACGUGCCUAUCAGCUGUUUUAUGCAGACACUGGAUGACGGUUACACCCUCUGCUGCAUCAAGUCACAAGGCAAUUUGCUGGGUUCCUUAUAAUGGAAACUUUUUUUCUGAUUGGCUUAAUGAACUGACCUGCAUUGCAAUGUUCAUCAUGAGAAGUACCUUGAGAAGACUCUUGUCGUGAUUUGGCGCUAUAUAAAUAAACUUGAAUUGAACUUGAGUUGUUGGCUUCCUAAGGACUGCAUCCCGUGUGUGGGUCAAAGUGUUGAUUCCCUCAUCUCUGUUCAUGGUCCUUGGGUGCUGCCUGUUUCUCUCUUGCAAGUUAUUUUGAUUUCCAGGGGGUUUUCAUAUUUGACUCCACUGUUUUGCUCCGUAAUAAUUUUUCAUCCUUGGGGUGUACCUGUAUUUCUCUGAGUGUUCUGUAUGGUUUGACCCCCGGUCAAUUGGGGCAGUUGUGCUGCUCAUACUGACCCAUGUUCUGAUUGAGUUUUCCUCUCCACUGUCGCUACAUGCUUGCUUAUAUGGAGAUUGCUGUAAAGUCUGACACAACAAGUCAGUGACUCGAUGCAAUCUGCUGGGUUUCCUUGGCAAACAUUUAACUAACUGGAAAAAAGAACUAAACUCAAUUCACUCAUAAGUAGGUUCAAUGGGAAUGUUUACUUUGCCUUGAGAUGACUCUUGUUUUGAUUUGGCGCUAUAUAAAUACACUCAUUUAAAUUUAA